Messenger RNA from Penicillium malachiteum, 1098 nucleotides. RefSeq names its product ATP-binding protein. NCBI's taxonomy places the organism in Eukaryota, Fungi, Ascomycota, Eurotiomycetes, Eurotiales, Aspergillaceae. The record is from RefSeq and is a predicted model, not a curated record. The transcript has 3 exons. The coding region runs from base 1 to 1098 and encodes 365 amino acids. Gene Ontology annotation, molecular function: ATP hydrolysis activity; ATP binding.
AUGGAUCUCCCUGUCUUUCCACUUGUCUAUCACAAGAGCAAGGCUGAGAUAUGCACUGAACUUACUCUACGAGAGCAGGAGAAUAAAAGACGUCUCAAGAGGAGUGGUGAUCCUAAUAAGAUAUAUCCAUCAAAUCCACACCAAAUCUACGUGCCCAACUUUGAUGGUGAACCUGUUCCUCAUCCAGGAUCCCUCAGUAAUCCCACUGAUGGGAUGGAGGAAGAGAUAUCAUUCGGAUCUUUGUCUGAUACACAACUGAUCAUCUCCACUCCUGUUCUUCGUGGCUUCUCUCUGAAAGACAAGAUGUGGCUGGAGUUCUUUAUUGAUUGUGUGAAGGAGAUUGUGUGGAAUUCGAAUGCCUUCGAUACUUUGGUCUUGCCACAUGGCCAACAGGAUCUCAAAAGACUUAUUCUUGGCUUUACUCGCGCCCAAUCGAAUAGUCGUGAUAACUUUGAUGAUUUUAUCAAGGGUAAAGGUCGAGGUAUAAUCAUGCUUCUUAAAGGACCUCCUGGAGUGGGUAAAACGCUUACUGCUAAGAGUGUCGCGGAGGUUAUGAAAGUGCCACUUUACACUCUCAGUGCCGUUGACCUUGGAACAACCGUAGGGAAGGUGGAAAGUUCACUCCGGGAUAUCCUGAAAAUGAUUCCUAGAUGGGGUGCCAUCAUCCUACUGGAUGAAGCAGAUGUUUUUAUGGAAGCUCGGGACACCACUGACUUGGCACGAAACGAACUGGUUACUGUUUUCCUACGACUUUUGGAAUACUACGAGGGAAUUCUCUUCUUGACAACCAAUCGUGAAGCAUGCAUCGACCCUGCUUUUGACUCCCGAAUUCAUCUUUCAAUUCGUUACCCAGAACUGACCGGAAAUUCAAGAUGCCAUAUUUGGAGACAAUUCACCAAUGACAAGGGCAUUCAGCGGUUAUCUGAGGCUGAACUCGAGUCAGUCUCCGGUCAGGAUCUUAAUGGCAGAAAGAUCAAAAAUAUAGUAAAGAUUGCGCAUCUGCUAGCUCAGGAGGAGGGAUCGAAAUUAGGCUUCAACCACAUUCGAAUAAUCUUGAAAUUGAGAGAUCAUGAGAAUGCAGGAACCAUCGUCGCAUGA